Messenger RNA from Neoarius graeffei (lesser salmon catfish), 2516 nucleotides. It is a transcript of the gene oxtra, whose product is annotated as oxytocin receptor a. Gene Ontology annotation, biological process: female pregnancy; positive regulation of vasoconstriction; G protein-coupled receptor signaling pathway. Gene Ontology annotation, molecular function: vasopressin receptor activity; peptide binding; oxytocin receptor activity. The transcript has 3 exons. NCBI's taxonomy places the organism in Eukaryota, Metazoa, Chordata, Actinopteri, Siluriformes, Ariidae. Bases 158 to 1339 code for a protein of 393 amino acids. The record is from RefSeq and is a predicted model, not a curated record. Gene Ontology annotation, cellular component: membrane.
GGGGAAUUAGUGGUGGUCGGGGCUUCUCUUCCAGGACUUUCCUCUUAUACUAACGUCAGUUUGAAGACCGGCUGCAAAAUGCACAGCAUCUGAGAACGCGGCGCGCGCUGUGGAGAAGUUCCUGUGCAGUGCAUCAUCAUCCAGACGUGGCAGCACCAUGGAGGAAACACUUAAAGAGCAGGACACUUGGGCUCUGAACGAGUCGUGGAGAAAUUACACCUUGGGCAACGACACGGAUGGUGCCAAUCAGACUGUGAAUCCGCUGAAGCGCAAUGAGGAGGUGGCUAAAGUGGAGGUGACGGUGCUGGCCCUGGUCUUGUUCUUUGCCCUCGCUGGGAACCUGUGCGUGCUGCUCGCCAUCCACACGGCCAAGCACGGCCAGUCGCGCAUGUACUACUUCAUGAAGCACCUGAGCAUCGCCGACCUGGUGGUGGCAAUCUUCCAGGUGCUGCCUCAGCUCAUCUGGGACAUCACCUUCCGCUUUUACGGGCCCGACUUGCUGUGCAGGCUUGUGAAGUAUCUCCAGAUCGUCGGCAUGUUCGCCUCCACCUACAUGCUCGUGCUGAUGUCCAUAGAUCGGUGCCUGGCCAUCUGCCAGCCCCUGCGCUCUUUGCACAAGCGAAAAGACCGCUGCUUCGUGCUGCUCUCCUGGGUGCUCAGCUUGCUCUUCAGCAUCCCGCAGGUCUACAUCUUCUCUCUCCGGGAGGUCGGAUCUGGAGUCUACGACUGCUGGGGAGAUUUUGUGCAGCCGUGGGGCGCCAAAGCCUAUAUCACCUGGAUCAGCCUCACAGUCUAUAUCAUUCCUGUGGCUAUCCUGAGCAUUUGCUACGGUCUCAUAAGCUUUAAGAUCUGGCAGAACUUUAAGCUGAAGACCAGGCGCGAGCAGCAGGUCGUCACUCUGAGCCCCACAGCCGCGCGCAACGGCGUGCUUUUGGCGCACGUCAGCAGCGUCAGGCUCAUCUCCAAAGCCAAGAUCACCACAGUUAAAAUGACAUUCGUCAUCGUGUUGGCUUACAUCGUGUGCUGGACUCCGUUUUUCUCCGUGCAGAUGUGGUCAGCGUGGGAUCCAGCUGCGCCCCGGGAGGCAAUGCCCUUCAUCAUCUCCAUGCUGUUGGCCAGUUUGAAUAGCUGUUGUAACCCCUGGAUCUACAUGUGCUUCGCUGGACACCUGUUCCAUGACCUGAAGCAGAACUUUCUAUGCUGUCCGACACUUUACCUGAAGUCCUCUCAGUGCCGCUGUGAUCUGGAUCACAACUCGAGCCGCAAGAGCAACUACUCCACUUACAUCAUGAAGAGCACCAGCAGCCAAAGAAGCAUUACCCAGACAUCAUCCACAUAAACACUGACACUUCUCACACAUGAGGACUGGGCAUAGACCCAUACAGAUUGGAACAAUGAUGUGCACAGAUGGUUGUAAACAUAUUGAGAGGAGCCUAAUGAAACUCACUAUCAGGUGGAAGCUUUGGCCCAAUUGCUGUGAUCACUUCCUGGACAGAAAAAAAGACCACCAUCAGGAUGAGGAGAGGGUGACUGUAAUGUCACAGCAGAUGGCAUGUUACCAUAAAUGCAGCCAAGAAAAUGUUUGGCUCCAUAUUAAAAUCGGUUUGCAUUUUGGCUUCCAAUAGAGAAGGCUUUUUUGAAAAACUAUGGGUCAUUUUUUCCGAUUCUCACAUAUGAGCAUAUUAUUCAGUCAGUAUUGUCAUUCAUCAACAUUCCGUUCAUUCUCAAAAAAGAAAGGAAAUAUUUCAUAGCUUACUUUUCUUGUUACUCAAAAUCAAAUGUUGUGAAAGCUGCAUGCAUUUUGCGGAUUUAAUAACAAAAGGAAUAUUUAAGGUGAUAAAAAAAUAGGAAUAUAAAUGUUGCAUUUUUAUAAUAAAAUUUUCUUCAUUUAAUAUUUUUCAAAUAUAUCGUGGGGAAAAUUGAAUCGUGAACCCAAUGAAAAGUUCAGAUCAAUGAUGAGGACUUGACUCCAUGUUUCAGUAUCAACCUGACAGCAGUAAUGCCUGCAGUAAUUCACAAGUUUGCUUUUGUUUUCUUCUGUCCAUUUUUUAAAAGACAUAUUUCUGUUUUGUUUGCUUUUUUAAUUAUUUAGGAGUCCAUUAAGAGCUCAGUAUUACUUUCCCUUUCCUUGCUCAUGACUUAUUUAGAUUCUUUGGUUUUAUUCAACCAGCAGGAUCUUCUGGAUCAGUUUCAUUGCUAGUUUUUUUUUUAAACAUACAAAAAGAUGUUAACAGAAAGCAUGACCCCAAUGACAUAACGCUUGUUUAUUGAAAAAAAAAAUUCUGAAUAUUUCUCUAAAAAAUGAGUUGGCCUUACCUUUUUGGUGCAUCUUUAACAGAUAUUUGAAGGCAAUGUGUUUUGUCCAACAACACAGAAACCUAGCAUCAUUUUCUUCACUUGCUGCAUGCUGUAAGACAGGAAUUCCUAAUGUCUCAUUAAAAAAAAAAACAAAAACAAAUCCAGCAGUAAAAUGAUUGUUCAAUGAUUAUGCUUCUUUCACCAUGUUUAAUUCUAUU